UCCUCAGUUUUGUCCGCUAAAUAAAACAUAACUCUCGACUUUUAGAUUGUGCUUUUUUUUUCAGUUGACAGCUAUUACCAGAUGGCAGAACAAAUUCGAUGAUACUGCAGAUGCUUGUGCGCUGUACUGUUUAAAAACCAGCUGGAAAGGACUUCAGAGUAUCUCUAAGGAGGUGAUGAAGAGCCUGGCUAAGAGGAGGAAAGGGAGGAAGAGGGCCCUCGCCUAAGGAAUCCAUUGGCAGAAGCCUGGGAGGAAGCACAGACCCUUGCUCCCUGACGUCCCCGGGGGCCAGGAUGGGGCAGCAGUUCAGCUGGGAGGAGACAAAGGAGAACGGCGCGAUGGACGUGGCGGAGCUGCAGGAGUGGUACAAGAAGUUCGUGGAGGAGUGCCCCAGUGGCACACUCUUCCUGCACGAGUUUAAGCUCUUCUUCAAGGUCGCGGGCAACGAGGAGGCCACCCAGUAUGUAGAGGGCAUGUUCCGAGCUUUCGACAAGAACGGGGACGAGACCAUCGACUUCCUGGAGUAUGUGGCAGCCCUGAACCUUGUGCUGAGGGGCACCCUGGAGCACAAGCUGAAGUGGACCUUCAAGAUCUAUGACAAGGACCGCAAUGGCUUCAUUGACCGCCUGGAGCUGCUGGACAUCGUGGAGUCCAUCUACAGGCUGAAGAAAGCCUGCAGGGUGGAGAUGGAGACUGAGCAGCAAGGCGAGCUGCUCACACCUGAGGAGGUCGUGGACAGGAUCUUCCUUCUGGUGGAUGAGAACGGAGAUGGCCAGCUGUCCCUGAAUGAGUUCAUUGAAGGUGCCCGUCGUGACAAGUGGGUGUUGAAGAUGCUGCAGAUGGACGUGAAUCCCGGUUGCUGGAUCUCUCAGCAAAGGCGGAAAAGUGCCAUGUUCUGAGGGCUCCGGGGUCCUGGGAGCCCUCCAAGACUCCAGGCUCACCAGGUUUCCAGAGCAGUGGGAGGGCCCCUGGCUCAG
Molecule: messenger RNA, 977 nt
Organism: Balaenoptera ricei (Rice's whale)
Lineage: Eukaryota; Metazoa; Chordata; Mammalia; Artiodactyla; Balaenopteridae
Gene: GUCA1B
Product: guanylate cyclase activator 1B
Exons: 5
Coding region: 294-899 (201 amino acids)
Biological process (GO): visual perception
Cellular component (GO): cone photoreceptor outer segment; photoreceptor inner segment
Molecular function (GO): calcium ion binding; calcium sensitive guanylate cyclase activator activity
Source: RefSeq, a predicted model, not a curated record